Cotesia congregata is the source of this 4680-nucleotide messenger RNA. Lineage: Eukaryota; Metazoa; Arthropoda; Insecta; Hymenoptera; Braconidae. The record is from the annotation of a GenBank genome assembly.
AUGAACAACAAACUGUCAACUGAAAAUUAUGAACAAGAAAAAGCAAUCGAAAGUGAACAAGCGGUCCAAAACCUUUUAGACACGAUGAAUACAAACGGAAACGACCAAAAUACGUAUUACAACUUCACUUAUGAUGAGUCUAUGGAUAUAGGCAAUACAAUUGAGAUCCAAACACAACCAUCCCUUCACACAAAUACUAACAACGAAAUUAACCACAAAAGACAAAGAGAAAAUGCUAAAGACGACCAUAACCCAAAAAAGAAAAGCCUCUCACCACCUCUAGCUCAAGCUACUUUUCCAACAGACAACAUCUACUUGGAGGAUAACAAAGGACCAUAUGAAUUAAUCAUUGAACAAGAUCCAGACAGCACAAUACGAGCUCCUACUCACUACCUAUCUCUAUACAAAACUAUCACAGAAAUUCUCAAAAAAAAUAAUGAAAUAAAAAAUCUUAAAAACACUCGACAAGCUGACUUCAAAAACAGAGGUCUCAUUGCCUAUAUUCCAACUCACAAAAUGGUAUGCCACGGAAUAAUUAAAGAUAUUCCCCUCGAUUUUCCAAUGGAAGACCUAAAAGAAGGACUAAACUCAAUAGUCGAAGUCAUCUCUCUAACUAGAUGUCAAAGAGCUGUACUAGAGAAUCAGGAAAAGAAAUAUGUUCCUUCUAAAUCCGUCAAAAUAAACUUUGCAGGACAAAUUCGUCCAAACAAAGUAAUCUAUAUAUACACCUCUCCAGUCAAAAGAGGUACAAACUACCUACGUUUCAACCAUUCAGCCAAAGAAUGUAAAGAUUCACCCAACUGUAAUCAUUGUGGUAACUCACGUGAAAAUCAUCCUGAUCCAACCACCUGUCCACUUAUCGAAUCACCUCCAAAAUGCAUAAAUUGUAAAGGAGAUCAUAGACCAAGUUUACCCAUUCAAAACCCGUCUACACAUCUAGGAGACCAAACUAGACAUUUUCAAACAACCAAUAGAUCAUUUACGGCUGCACUUCGCCAUCAAAAACCACAAAAGCUUACAGCUCAAACAAACAGUGACCAGUAUAGGAAUAACCAACAAUUCCAACAAGAAAGAAACAGUAAGUUUCACACAAAAAUAUACACUAACUCUACUCUCACUAAUCAUUCUCAAGAAAAUUUGUACUCGCACACCAAUUCUCCCAAAUCAAUCUCAAAUUCUAGUUCCACAUCAACACCUAUAACUUCAACCAAACUAGUUGCAUCACUACCUAAUUUGACUCCCGUUCAAAAAAACCCAGGCCAACAACCAGAGUUAAUCAGCCAAAAUUUAAUUGUAAAUCUACUAAAUCAAAUCACCAACGUACUAACAAUAAUUAGUGACAAACUCGCACCACAAUUAGAAGAAAUUGGAGUAAAAGAACAAAUUACUACCAUUCAACAAUCCUGUAAUCUACUAAACACAGCUCUAUCCCCUGGAGAUAAUCGACCAACUGAAGAAUUUAACGCAAUCACGAUAAAUAUUUACAAACACCCAACUUUUACUCUUCUGAAAACUCAUCUAAGUAAUAUCAUAGAUUCCAUUAACGCAAACAACAACCCAAUCAUACUGGGUGGGGACUUCAACUCACACCAUACAGCAUGGGGCUGCAACAAUGACUGUCUAAGCGGAUCAAAUGUCGUAGAUUUCUCCUUCCAGAAUAACCUAAUCAUCCUAAAUGAUGGCUCUCCAACGAGGAACGUUAACUUUGAUGAAAACAAAUCUGCAAUAUAUCUCACUUUAGUAUCUGAUAGUAUAGCCACGCUCUGCUCUUGGAAAGUAGCUGAAGAUGCCAUGGGUAGUGAUCACUAUCCAAUACUUUUAUCUAUAAACGUAAACCCUGAACACAACACUUUCAAACACAGAUUUAACCUCAAAAAUAUAAAUUGGGAUGACUUUCAAGAUCACUUAGAAAACAAAGAAGAGAUGUCCUCGAAUCUCCCUGACGCCAUAGCAACGUAUGAUAAACUAAAUAGCACAAUCACGCAGGCUAUUGAAUCCCAAAACCUACCAAAAGGACAAUCAAACAACCAACAGCAAAAUAACAACAAACCAACAAAAUCUAAACCUAGAAAGCACACUCCAGCUCCAUGGUGGACACAAAAAUGUGCUCACACAAAGAGUACUAAAAGGGGACAAAAAGCAGGAUGGAAGUCCUUCUGCGAAUCAUUCAGUAGACAAACACCACCGCAGGAAGCUACACGUCGUAACAAAUGGAUCCCUCUUAGAACCAGUAGACGUGGACCUUGGGACUGGCCAAGGACUGAUGAUCUAACAAUUGAAUGUGAAGACGAAAAUCUAUAUACAGCUUUUAACUCAUUACAAGCAUCAGUCGAUAGAAUACACAGAUAUCUCAAAAUAAGAAACUUAAAUCUAUCACCUACCAAGACUCAAGUAAUUAUAUUCACCAACAAAAAUAUAAAUACAAUCUCUAACAACAAUCUGUACAUUAAAAUAAACAACGUGAAAAUAUACCCUUCAACUACAGUUACUCUAUUAGGUAUCCAACUGGAUAAUAAACUCAGUUUUAACCACACUUUAAACACAUCAUCACUCGUGCUAAGAAACUUUUGGACAUCAUCAAAGCUCUUAGAGUCCUUAAUCAGGAGUCAAUUAGAAUAUGGAUGUCAUAUCUUCAAUACAUCAAACCACACACAAAUAGAUAAACUCAACAAAAUCCAAAAUGCAGGUAUGCGUUUCGCCAUUGGAGCUAGAAUCUCUACUCCAAUUAAUUCUUUAACUGCUGAAAUUGGUCUUACUCCAAUCAAACUACGUUUUGACGAACUUACCAAUAGAUAUAUACUAAAAGCUUUCUCAUUAGAAAAUUUAAUCAUUACUCAAGAACUGGACAAACUCUCUGACAUAUUAAGCAAGAAAAAAAGAAGCCCGAAUAUACAAUACCAAUUUCCCCUCUUGAAAGCCUUUAAAAAACUAAAAAACUUUGAAUCAAUAAUUCACACUCACCGUCUUCCAACAGCAUACCAAUACCCUUAUACAAUCAGACUAUACACACCAAAAAUCGACAUCACAUCAGGUACAAACUUUAAAACAAUAGCUAAUAAAACAGUCCCAAAGAAAAGUGAUAUAACAAAUAUAAUAACAAAUAUAAAUAAUGCUGUGAAGCGGGAAAGAAUAGGAGUUACGGAUAAUUAUUACGUGAAGCGUUCCAACAUUCACAUCUUGAAAUUAAAAAUGGGCAGACGUGGUAGGCCUGCAGCUGUUGAAACAAAAAAAAUUAUUGAAGCCAUUUUACCUCGAUCAAAGGAAAUAAUAAUUUCCAAAAGUGGAAAUAUUAUUGAAAAGACAAAUGAUAUCUGGAAAACAAUAUCAGCUAAAUUGAAAAAUGUUAUUUCCCCUUUAUCAUUGUAUUCUUAUGUUACUGACAAUAGCUUUGAAAUUAGAAGCAAAUUGUAUGAACUUGAAGGCAUAUUACCUGAUAUGUCACAAAAUAGUAUUGAUACUACUGCAGAAGAUUCUAUUAAUUUAUCUCAUGCAAGUGAUUCUCGUUCUCAUAUUUUUUUGUCCAAAGAAGUAUUUCAAGCCCUGAUAAUCGUAAAAACUCGGAAACGUCCAACUGGAAGGAAUAAAAAAAUUGAAACAUACAAAGCAUUCAAGCCUGGAGUUUGGGAAGAUGUAAUUAAUGAUUUACUUGUAGACUCAACGAAAAUUACAAGCGGAUUAAAUUUUGAAACACAUUUUAUCACAGCAGAUGAAAGUUCUGGAACAUUUAAAGCGGGGAUACGAUUUCUCACUUAUCAGGUGACCAGUCUUAACGAUCUGCAUUUAUUGUCAGAUUAUAUAAUACGUUUCAUAUUUCUUACGGCUCAUUGUGCCUGUGGCAGCAAAGUCGAUGGAGUAAUGACAAAUGAUGACACCAACAAAAAAUUUGUCGAAAUCAUUUGUAAUAUCACUAAGGGAAAUGGAAAAUGCGGUAAAAGGUGGCUCAGAAAUGAAAAACGAGAACAAACUUUAAAAGAUAUGGGAGCAAAAACUGUGCACUUAUACAGAGCUGAAAAAGCAGCUGAAAAAAUGAAAGAAGGUGAUAUUGAGCCACCAACUUUGCCGUCUUCUCCGGUACUUCAGACUGCCAGAAGCCAGCACAGAAAGAAACAAUUUAUCGACCCAAAUCCGAUCAAAGCUCUCCAAAAAAUGAAAUACGGUGAUGCUGCAUUCAUCGUAAGAAAUAUAGGCCUAGGUCCAUUUUAUGUUCACUAUUGGUCUCGGCACCAACUAAGUAUUUACCGAGAUUAUCACGGUAUCAUUGGCUUCGAUCAAGUACAGUUUCCAGUCGCACAAAUGAUCAGCGAAAUCCAAACAGUGAACAGAAUUACUGAUUGGUUGAUAGAAUGGAUUAAGACAGGUGCUCCUUCUCCAAAAGAAAUAGUGAUAGAUGGUGGUCGGGCUAUAAUAACAGCAGCUGUGCAAGCAUUCACGAAUUGUUCAACAAUUAAUGAUUAUGCUAAUGCAUGUUAUGGCUCAGACUUACCAUCAUGCUACAUUCGAAUAGACAAUGCCCACUUUAUAAAAACUUACGUUGACUUAUUGAAAGAUGUACCCCGACAAGUUGCUACUUUCUACAAAGCAGUAUCCCAGUGUGAGAAAGAUGGUAAUUUACGAAAUGGAGAUGAAACAGAAACAGAAAAGGCUAAAAAUUAUUUGAUGACACUCAUAACGGAUGAUAAC